Molecule: messenger RNA, 3030 nt
Organism: Phalacrocorax carbo (great cormorant)
Lineage: Eukaryota; Metazoa; Chordata; Aves; Suliformes; Phalacrocoracidae
Source: RefSeq, a predicted model, not a curated record
CCCCUCCCCUCCCCGCCAUCAGCUCCCGGAGGCGAUGCGGGGGUGAGGGGGGCGCGCGCGCGCAGGCGCGUUCCCGCCGCUCCCCUCCCGCAGUCGCUCGCUCCGCACGGCGGGCAGUGCGCGCUCCCGCCGCCGCCGCCGCCCCCCCCUUCCCCCCCUCCCCUCCAUCCCCGCUGCGCGGCGACCCUGCUCCGCCGCUGCCGAGGGGAUCCGCCGCCGAGGAGACGGUGAGCGCCCCGCCGCCGGCCAUCUGUUGCUCCCCUCCCGUCCCCUCAGCCGGCCCUUCACCGGGAGCCCCGUCCUGAGACCCCGACUAGUAACUGGAGCACAAAGAUUGCUUUGGGUGAGCAAUGCUCAGAGAUACUAUGAAGUCCUGGAGUGACAGCCAGUCAGACCUCUACAGCAGUGACCAAGAAGAGGAAGAACAGAUGAUCUUUGGAGAAAAUGAAGAUGAUUUGGAAGAGAUGAUGGAUUUAAGUGACUUGCCUACCUCACUCUUUGCUUGCAGCGUUCAUGAAGCUGUGUUUGAGGUACAGGAAGAAAAGGAAAGAUUUGAAGCACUUUUCACCAUCUACGAUAAUCAAGUUACAUUCCAGUUGUUCAAAAGCUUCAGAAGAGUGAGGAUAAACUUCAGCAAUCCAGAGGCAGCAGCAAGAGCACGGAUAGAACUGCAUGAAACUGACUUUAACGGGAAGAAGCUGAAGCUGUACUUUGCGCAGGUACAGGUAUCCAGUGAAAUAGGCGACAAGUCCUACCUCCUUCCUCCACAACCUGUUAAACAGUUCCUGAUAUCACCGCCUGCAUCUCCACCAGUUGGAUGGAAACAGAGUGAAGACGCAACUCCCCUGAUAAACUAUGACUUGCUUUGUGCUGUCUCCAAGUUGGGACCAGGGGAGAAGUACGAGCUUCAUGCAGGAACAGAAUCAACUCCUAGUGUAGUUGUCCAUGUCUGUGAAAGUGAGACAGAAGAGGAAGAUGAAAUAAAAAAUCCCAAACAGAAGAUCCUGCAGACAAGGCGCCCAGAACCACCUGCAACGAUACUGAAUGAAUCGAAAGCAUUUGAUUGUACGCUGGAGGUAGGGGGUACUAUGCACUGUUAAACUGUGCGAUGCUCAAGGUAGUAUCAAAAAAAUCAGACACUUAACGAGUACGUGUGUUGAUGUCUGUACUGCUGCUAUAUGUUAUGUAUAGCGACAACAGGUUUUACUUGUAAUUGUCUCUCAUGUUCAAGAUUUUGGAUGCCAAUGUUCUGAAAAGCACUUUAAUUUUAGGGACUAGUCCCCCAAGUGUAGCAAAUCCACCUGACUUGAAAUAGUGAAAAAUAGGAAGUCUGGUUGUGUUUUGUUUUGUUUAAGCUGUUACCCUUUUCUUUAUGCUGUACAGUGUGAUGUACCAAGUGCUGAAAUGAUAUCUUUCUGUCACGAUUGGAUUCAAGAAAGUUCAUCGUGUGGCAAAUAAAAGCUGAUCUGUACUGGCACAACAGCUUCCGAUUCACAGAGUGUUAAAUGCAAGUGAAACGUACUCUUCAUGCUAAAAUUCCUUCCCAGCUAGUGAUCUUCCGAGGUGAAGAUUCAUCUUGGCUUUUCUCAGAAAUGCCAAGUAUGUGCUUUUAAUUUGACAUGAGGCACAAAUACACGUAUAGAACUAGAUUUAGGUAGUUUUGCUAACUACACGGAGAAGAAUACAGGCGGAAGAACCACAGACCACUGAGAAGACGGGCUCCGAGCCUGUCGCCAACACUACUGCUGCUACUAUCUGUGGCGGAACACCGAUAGGUACAAUGGUUUGCACUGACACCCAGUUAGGAGUGAAUUGCGAUAUGUAGAGGGACAUAGGGAUUCAGCUCUUGAAUGUGUUUGUCUCUGAUCCUCUCUGAAAAUACGGCAACGUUUGUUCCUCUGCAUCUACAAAUAAGUUCAGUGACUGUUACGUUGUGACUAAAUUAUGUUAGGAGACAGAACAUCUAGGACUAAUUUUUAACUCGUGCUCCUAAACUUCUCCAGUCUGUUUCAUGUUUUUUAAGACAAUCAGUUGCCUGGCUUCGCCAGUUUUUAUGCAGUUUCAGCCCUUGUUUGCUCUUUUUCAUUAGGACUUUUUCUGUGCAACAUCCUGUCUGUCUGAUAGAGCAUCUGCCGCUUUUUGAGACCAGGAUGCGCCUUUUAAAAUAGAGAUCUUUUAAUUUUGUGAUCUUGUGUUAAGUGUUUCAGUAGGAGGGAAAUAUGCCUCGGUAUAAUGACACAUGCCUCUAUGCUUUUAUGCUAUUUUAUAACCAACCUUUUUUAGUCUAGACAGAUUCUUCUUUUUUCUAUUAAAAAAAAAUUAUUUGUGAACAAACCAGGCUGCUGAUGUUCUUAUAUAUAAAUCAUUCAGAAAUUGGCCGUUUUCAAAUUCAUUUUAGUGUGUUACUGUUCCACAUGAAGUGCUUAUUGAAUUUUCAAAAGUGUUUUCACUCGACUGACAGCGGAGAGAAAAAGUAAUGGUUAUGAAUUAGCAUGGGCGUGGUAGAUUUCACCUCCGUAUUGUGCCAGCUCGCGUUCCCUUCCUGCCACCGGCUUCAAGUUGCAAAAUGGGAUCCUGCAGGCAGGUCCCUGUUCACAGGCAGGAAUAGUCUAUAUUAAAAAGGUAGGAAAAUGGGGUUCGUCUUGCCUCCGCAGGCAUGAUAUUAUGUAUCUCUUCAGGUAUGAAACUCACUCAAAAUCUGACUUCUCUGUCUCACUGUUCUGUGUUAUUAAAAAAAAAACAAACAACAAAAAAACCUUGUAUUGUCCAUCAGGCUUGUGUAUUUCUAAAAUUCCAGAAGUCCGUUUUGGAUUUUCUGUGGUGUUUAUAUUUUGUUAAUUGCUUCAUUUCUACCCCGUUGUAGAAGUUGCUGUAAGUAGAAUAAGUGGAAAACCUUCAGAAACAGUUUUAUAGGGCGAAUCAAGCAAGUCAUGUUGUCAGUGUAUCUGGUAUAAAGUGUAUAAUAACUUGCAUUCCAACAUCUUUCAUUGUGUAAAGACACUUAAAAUAAAAACAAUGCAGUGCCAUUCA